Engraulis encrasicolus (European anchovy) is the source of this 1673-nucleotide messenger RNA. RefSeq names its product mesoderm development LRP chaperone (gene mesd). Lineage: Eukaryota; Metazoa; Chordata; Actinopteri; Clupeiformes; Engraulidae. Gene Ontology annotation, biological process: protein folding. The record is from RefSeq and is a predicted model, not a curated record. The transcript has 3 exons. The coding region runs from base 25 to 663 and encodes 212 amino acids.
CCAGCUCGUGCAUCAGCAUUAAAGAUGGCGUCGCCCGGCAAGUCCAGAAUGUUGUCCAAUGUUGUCCUCCUUAUUUUUGUAAUUUCUUUAAUUACCGUACAAUGUAAAGACGACAAACCGAAAAAGAAGAAAGAUAUCCGUGAUUACAAUGACGCGGAUAUGGCGAGACUUUUGGAGCAGUGGGAGGAAGAUGAUGACAUUGAAGAGGGCGACCUGCCCGAACACAAGAGGUCUCCACCUCCCAUAGACUUCUCCAAAGUGGACAGCUCUAAACCAGAGGAGCUUCUGAAAAUGUCCAAAAAGGGGAAGACACUGAUGGUGUUCGCGACCGUGUCGGGAGACCCUAAAGAAAAGGAGACAGAAGAGAUCACUGGCCUGUGGCAGUCCAGUCUCUUCAAUGCCAACUUUGACAUUCAGAGGUACGUGGUGGGCUCCAACCGCGUGAUCUUCAUGCUACGUGACGGCAGCUACGGCUGGGAGGUCAAGGACUUCCUGGUGGCCCAGGACCGCUGUGAGGAUGUGACGGUGGAAGGCCAGGUGUUCCCUGGGAAGGCCGCCAAACCCAAAGGGAAGGAUGAGAAAAACGGCAAGAAAAAGACGGUGGACAAAAAGGCUGCCAACAGAGCUAGUGCCAACAAAGCAAAACCUAAUGUGGAGUUAUGAUCCCUAUGGCUGAUUUCCUUGGGAAGGAGAAGGACAUAGUGGUGAUGUGUGACAACGAUCUCACAUGAACAGGUCAACGCACACGUGCCAUCAGCAGUGUUGGGAUGAGUCAUCAAGGGGUCAAUGGAAGUUUUUGAUCAGGACUUUGUUGGACCUGUUGGGAAGCUGUAACACAAUCCAUUGACUUAUUUACUGUCGAACAGGAUUAAGUUGGUACUUUUAUGUUACACUAUGAGCAUUUUUUUCAAUCUGUUCCUCUGUUCACAAUGUUUAUUGUUCAUCUGCCUUAAGGUGCCGGUAUGCUUGCUGCAAGAUACGCGAGCGCGUGCACGAUUCGUUCAUGAACGCGUUAACGUGCGUAUUUAAUGUCAAUUUCGCACGCGUUGGACAUGGCAGCCAAAUGCGUGCAUUUUGCGUCUUGGUCAACUGCUUUUGAAGCAAGCAUGUGCUGUCGGUUGCUCGCGGUGACGUGCGUAAUUUACAGCUCGCAGCAAGCAUACCGGCACCUUUAUUGAUUUUGCUUCAAGCACAUACUGUACGACAAAUGAAUUUCACCAUAUCUUUAAAUAGGUUAAUUCAGACUCAUUUUGCCAUCACUAGGGUAGGAAUUGUUUUACGUUUACUGUUUUUUCAGUGUUCAGAUGUGAUUCCAUCCACUUUUCGGUCUGUUCAUGCACUUCUCUCUUGGUUAAGAGAUGAUUGUCUUAUGUCUACUGUGGUUAAUUGCGUUUUUGUUUUUUUUACGGUAAUCACAUGGGCAAAGUAGAACCAAUCUUGCACUUGAGUGGUAGUAAUCCCAGGCACUAAGCUAUCAUCAAUUAUUGGGUAUAAUAUCUCUCCCUCAACGCUAAAACAUUUAAUAAUCUUUAAUGAAAAGAUUUACUUCAACAUGGAAUGUGAAAGCUGGUGGCAUUUGUUAGAAAAAAAGUGUAGUGAUUGUUCUCAUUGCUUUUUUUCCAUAAUGUUCAAAAGAUUGUGCCAAAUAAACAUCCAGUUUCUGCUGUUUUUAA